This is a messenger RNA of Aspergillus pseudotamarii, 2598 nucleotides long. RefSeq lists its product as uncharacterized. NCBI's taxonomy places the organism in Eukaryota, Fungi, Ascomycota, Eurotiomycetes, Eurotiales, Aspergillaceae. Gene Ontology annotation, cellular component: cytosol; cell periphery. Bases 1 to 2598 code for a protein of 865 amino acids. Gene Ontology annotation, molecular function: K48-linked deubiquitinase activity; cysteine-type deubiquitinase activity; cysteine-type carboxypeptidase activity. The transcript is spliced from 3 exons. The record is from RefSeq and is a predicted model, not a curated record. Gene Ontology annotation, biological process: protein K48-linked deubiquitination.
AUGGUCUUGCGCAAACGGGCUCCGCCACACCUGUAUAGUCUCAACAAGGGUAAUGCUCGUUCUGAACCUCGCUCCGCGAUCUCACAGAUCUCCCCUACCUCCAAAUCCGUGUCGUCUUCAUCUCCGAAACGCUUGACGCGCCCGAGACGAGCUCAAAGCUCUCCACAACCCCAUCGGCUUCCCUCUCAAGAAUCAGUAUUUUCUCCCGAUCUUAACACGUCCCCUGCAUUUGAUUUAAUGCCCUUGGAGCAAGCUCAGAGGUCUCCAGUUCGAUCCUCACCGAGCGAAAACAUGAACCCAUGGGCGGAUGAACUGGUGGAGCGACCCGGCCAGAACCAUCAGGGAUAUAACGGUUCGGGGCAAUCGGUCGCUGAUAAUGCUCCACCAGCCGAGAGUGCGGAGAAUAGAAGGGGAGACCGUGUACCGUCUAUUCUUGUUGCUAGCACCCAACGGAGGAUGGCCGCAAACGAAUGGCAGCAAAACGGAGAUGUCAACGAAGCUCCCGACUGGGAACACGUAGGAAACUCCCCAGCUCCGCUGCAGUCCAACAAUCCGUUCUUGAAGCCACGACAACCUGAACAGAAUCCAUGGGACGACAGAAGCCCUCGCCCCUUCUCAGAAGCAACUUCUGCAUCACAGGAUAGUGCAAAUGCACGUUUGGGACAAGAUGAAGGUUAUAUUCCAAUGACAGCGCGCUUAUCGCUUUUUGACUCGCCAUCGGAGUCUCCAUGGGCUGGAGAACGAUCUGCAGUGCCCCCGCCGAUCCUGCACGAAAACCAGUACCCUGCGCAAGAUCCGUCAUACCCCCCUCAACCAGCAGCUAGGGCUGCGAACGCCCAGUCUCCUUUCCAACCGCCUCAGACUACUCCCUACGAUACUCCAAAUACAUAUCCUCCACAACCGUAUCAGCAAGGGAAUCAAGCAAACCUAUCACCAUGGAAUGAAAUAAAUACACCUGCUACAGUUUCUACUGCAAACACUGGGUCUUCACAUGUUCUCAUUGACCUCAAUGAGGCAUCGGAUGCACACAUACAAACGAACCAGCGUACGGCAGCAUCCUCCGUGUAUUCCGACAUGAACGGGAGCCAACCACACCCAAUACCAUCAGAGAACAGUCAGCAAGGUGCUGCACCACCUCUUCCUGACCGCUCAAUUAUUCCACAGCCUAGUCAACCGACUUCUGAUACCCCAGUCUCCGAACAGAGAUCUGAAACUUAUUCGAUCAGGCAUGUCAAUUGGACUGACGCCACAGGAAAGCUGCGCGACUGCCCGAUUCUCGCUCAAAAUAAAAACGGACCGUGCCCAUUGCUAGCGCUGGUUAAUGCUCUCGUGCUGCGGUCAAGCCCCGAUUCCCAGCCCCCUAUAGUCAGAGCACUACAAACACGAGAACAGAUAUCUCUUGGUCUGUUGAUCGAAGCUUUGUUCGACGAAUUAACGACAUGCUUGGGGCCGGAUGACGAGCUUCCAGACAUUGAAGCCCUGAGUAGAUUUUUGACUAUGCUCCACACGGGCAUGAAUGUCAAUCCACGACUCACACUGGAAUCUAGCGAUUCGGUAGGCACGUUCCUAGAAACUAGUGAUAUGAAGUUCUAUGGCACUUUCGGCGUCCCGCUGCUCCACGGUUGGGUCGCUGAACCGUCUACAGAGGCCGAUGGGGCGUUGACUCGGGUGGCUCAGUUUUAUGAAGACAUCCAGCUUCUUCCCUUCCGCAAACAAGAAUUUGAGGAUCGUGUAUUUCGAGGCGGGUCACUCACCCCAGAGGAAGAGCAAAGCAUGAACGAUAUUCAAGUCAUUCAGCAUUUUACGGAGAUCGAGAAUGCCACCCAGCUCAGCACAUUCGGAAUUCAACACUUGACAGAAAAGCUGCCACCAGGGUCACUAUCGAUUCUAUUUCGUAAUGACCACUUCUCUACCCUCUAUAAACACCCACAAAACCAUCAGCUUUUCACACUAGUUACUGACGCUGGAUACUCCCAUCGGGCGGAAAUCGUAUGGGAGUCUCUCAUUGAUGUCAAUGGAUCUCAAUCCGGCUUCUUUGCGGGUGAUUUCCGCCCUGUCAGUCAUACCUCAACUGGGACCUCCGAUCCAUCCGGUCCAAGAACGUCCAGCAAUACUGGGCAUUCUGGAGCCCCCUCGGCAGUCUCACAAGAACAGCAGGGCAGAGCUUUAUCUCCACAGGAGCAGGCUGAUGCAGAUUAUGCUUAUGCCCUCUCCCUUCAACUACAGGAAGAAGAGCAACAAGCCAGUGGUAGGACUCCCCGUGACCGUAAUCAGCGAGCUUCCGUUCCAUACUACCCUCAAAGACCCUCUGAGGGGCCACCCCCUACUCGCCACCGCUCUACAGGGCAUCGUCCUGCGCAACAACCCGAGCGGCACUCGCCGUCUCGGGACGCCGAUGAUGUUCCGCCACCUUCUUAUGAACAGGUGGCCAAUAAUGCAGCCUAUCAGUCACCUCCGCGAAGUUCCAAUAAUAGAGCUGCGCCUUAUGUAGCUCCAUACCAAAGAGCCCAGUUCGGAAGACGACCGCCAGGUGUGCCUAUAGCAAUCGGACCAUCGGAUCGCCCUAAAGACCGAAAUAAGGAUUGUAUUGUCAUGUGA